AUGGUGGUGCUAUUCUUCUUUGCCUUAAACUGGAUGCUGGAGGGAGCCCUUUCCCAGCUUCACUACACGGUGCAGGAAGAACAGGAACAUGGCACUUUCGUGGGAAAUAUUGCCGAAGAUUUGGGCUUGGACAUUACAAAACUUUCCGCUCGUCGCUUCCAGACGGUGCCUAAUUCGCGAAGCCCUUAUCUGGAUCUCAAUCUGGAAACCGGGGUGCUCUAUGUGAGUGAAAAGAUCGACCGGGAGCAAAUCUGCAAGCAAAGUCCGUCCUGCCAGUUGCACCUAGAGGUUUUCUUGGAAAACCCGCUGGAGCUGUUCCGCGUCGAGAUCGAAGUGCUGGACAUCAACGACAACCCGCCUGCUUUCCCGGAGCCCGACCUGACCGUCGAGAUCUCGGAGAGCGCCACGCCGGGCACCCGUUUCCCCUUAGAAAGCGCCUUCGAUCCAGACGUGGGGACUAAUUCGUUGCGCACCUAUGAGAUCACCCCCAACAGCUACUUCUCCCUGGACGUCCAGACACAACCUGAUGGCAAUCGCUUCGCCGAACUAGUGCUGUCCAAGUCCUUGGACCGAGAGCAGCAGGCGGUGCACCGCUACGUGCUCACGGCCGUGGAUGGUGGGCAGCCGCAGCAGCGGACCGGCACGGCCCUGCUCACUAUUCGAGUCCUGGAUUCCAACGAUAACGUGCCCGCCUUUGAACAGCCCGUCUAUACUGUCUCCCUGCCGGAGAACUCGCCGCCCGGUACCCUGGUGCUACAGCUCAACGCCAGCGACCCGGACGAAGGCCAGAAUGGCGAGAUCAUCUAUUCGUUCAGCAGUCACAUCUCUGCCCGGGCGCGAGAACUCUUCGGCAUCUCCCCACGGACCGGCCGGUUGGAAGUCAACGGCGAACUGGACUACGAGGAGAGUGGCGUGUAUCAGGUGUACGUCCAAGCCAAGGAUCUGGGGCCCAACGCCGUGCCUGCUCACUGUAAGGUGCUGGUGCGGGUGCUGGACGCGAACGACAACGCUCCCGAGAUCAGUUUCUCCACCGUCAAAGAAGCGGUGAGCGAGGCGGCGGCUUCGGGCACGGUCGUGGCUCUCUUCAGCGUCUCGGAUCGAGAUUCGGAGGAGAACGGGCAAGUACAGUGUGAGCUGCUGCAAGGCGACGCGCCUUUCCGCCUGAAAAGCUCCUUCAAGAACUACUACACCAUUGUCACCGAGGGGGCCCUGGACCGAGAGCAGCCCGGCGGCGACGCCUACACUUUAACCGUGGUGGCGCGGGACAUGGGGGAGCCGGCUCUGACCACCAGCAAGUCCAUCCAGGUGCGGGUCAGCGAUGUGAACGACAACGCGCCCCGCUUCUCGCAACCCGUUUACCAGGUGUACGUGAGCGAAAACAACGUGCCCGGAGCCUACAUUUAUGCCGUCAGCGCCGCGGACCGGGACCAGGGCGCCAACGCGCAGUUAGCCUAUUCCAUCUUGGAGAGCCAGAUCCAGGGCAUGUCGGUCUUCACCUACGUCUCCAUCAACUCCGAGAACGGCUUCCUCUACGCGCUGCGCUCCUUCGACUACGAGCAGCUCAAAGAGUUCAGCUUCCAAGUGGAAGCCCGCGACGCGGCCGGCGGGGGCGAGGAACCCAACGGCGAGGAAGCGCUCGCCGGCAACGCCACCGUCAACAUUGUGGUGGUGGACCAGAACGACAACGCGCCGGCCAUCGUCAGCCCGCUGCCCGGCCGCAACGGCACGCCGGCGCGAGAGGUCCUGCCCCGAGGCGCCGAGCCGGGCUACUUGGUCUCCCGCGUGGCGGCGGUGGAUGCGGACGACGGCGAAAACGCGCGUCUCACCUACAGCAUCGCUCGGGGCAACGAGGCUAGCCUCUUCCGCAUGGACUGGCGCACCGGCGAGUUGCGUACGGCGCGCAAAGUGCCCGCCAAGCGUGACCCGCAGCGACCCUACGAGCUGGUCAUCGAGGUCCGCGACCACGGGCAGCCCCCGCUUUCUUCCACCGCCGCCCUCCACGUGGUCUUGGUGGACGGCGCAGUGGAGCGCCAGGGGGCGGGGGCGGGCGGGGGCGGGGGAGGAGGGGGCGCUGGGGGGCUAGUUCCUGGGGGCGCAGGAGGUCCGGGUGGAGAGCAUCGGCCCAGCCGCUCGGGCGGGGCCAGCAGCGCCGACACCUCCCUGGAUCUGACUCUGAUCCUCAUUAUUGCCUUGGGGUCGGUGUCUUUCAUCUUCCUGUUGGCUAUGAUCGUACUGGCCGUCCGUUGCCAGAAGGAGAAGAAGCUCAACAUCUACACGUGUUUGGCCAGUGACUGUUGCCUGAGCUGCUGUUGCUGUUGUUCUUGCUGCAGCCGCCAGGCGCGAGCCCGCAAGAAGAAGCUCAGCAAAUCGGAUAUCAUGCUGGUCCAGAGCUCCAAUGUCCCCAGCAACCCAGUACAGGUGCCUGUAGAAGAGUCGGCAAGCUUUAGUUCCCACCACCACAACCAGAACUAUUGCUAUCAGGUUUGUCUCACACCUGAGUCAGCCAAGACCGAUCUGAUGUUCCUCAAGCCUUGCAGCCCUUCCCGCAGCAUAGAGGCGGAGCACAACCCUUGCGGAGCCAUCGUCACGGGAUACACCGACCAGCAGCCAGACAUCAUCUCGAAUGGCAGUAUAUUGUCUAGUGAGACAAAACAUCAACGUACAGAGCUCAGUUAUCUAGUUGACAGACCUCGGCGUGUAAACAGUUCUGCAUUCCAGGAAGCAGACAUAGUAAGUUCUAAGGACAGUGGUCAUGGAGACAGUGAACAAGGAGACAGCGAUCAUGAUGCCACUAAUCGAGGUCAAUCCACUGGCAUGGAUCUCUUCUCUAAUUGUACAGAGGAAUGUAAAGCAUUGGGUCACUCAGAUCGGUGUUGGAUGCCCUCUUUUGUCCCUUCUGAUGGACGGCAGGCUGCGGAUUACCGCAGCAAUCUUCAUGUACCUGGAAUGGACUCUGUUCCAGACACCGAAGUGUUUGAAACACCAGAAGCCCAGCCAGGGGCAGAGAGAUCUUUCUCCACCUUUGGCAAAGAGAAGGCCCUUCACAGCACCCUGGAGAGGAAAGAACUGGAUGGACUGCUGUCUAAUACACGAGCGCCUUACAAACCACCAUAUUUGAGCAACACAGAAGAUGCUGCAUAG
Thamnophis elegans (Western terrestrial garter snake) is the source of this 3141-nucleotide messenger RNA. It is a transcript of the gene PCDH10, whose product is annotated as protocadherin 10. Gene Ontology annotation, biological process: homophilic cell-cell adhesion. Gene Ontology annotation, molecular function: calcium ion binding. Gene Ontology annotation, cellular component: plasma membrane. The transcript is spliced from 5 exons. Lineage: Eukaryota; Metazoa; Chordata; Lepidosauria; Squamata; Natricidae. The coding region runs from base 1 to 3141 and encodes 1046 amino acids. The record is from RefSeq and is a predicted model, not a curated record.